GUCACGUGACGUAUAGACCAUUUCAACAUGGCCGACGCAGGUUCCACUGAGACACAUAGUCCCAAACAUAGUUAUUGUCCAGAUACAGGUCAAUCAGAAACAGAAUCUACAGGAGAUACAGUUGUGUCUUCAGUCACAGGAGAUGGUGUUUGCAGUUCUAGUACAUCUCCCAAAUCAAAUCCUUUCCAUGCAGUGAAGCCUCCAAAAUUUGUCCCUACCAUAAAUGCCCCUUCUCUGAACCCAUUCGCAGCUCGUCCAGCUCUAAGACAAGACAUGGUCUCCUCAUCCAACCACACUGGAACAAACUCUCCUGCCAAGUUUAUUCUGCGCCCCUCUGCCCUGUCACCCAACCCUCAGAAUAAUCAAACUGAUGUGUCCACCAUGAAUACCACAGCAGUUUCAUCUCUAUUAAAGCCAGCCAAACUUCCUGACCCCACAAAGUCUUCUUCUAAAGACUCGGAGGGGAUAGAGAAGGAGAACGAGGAGUCCGGGGCUGUGAGUCACCCACUGGACCCCCUGGCCCCUACAAAACUAUUACUGGGGGUCGACACAUCUGACAGUCCCACGUCCAGCAAGUCAGAAAGCCUGUGCCAAUCUGCGUCUAGGGAGCACUCGGACACAAAAGCCGCAGAAGGCAGUCGUAGCAUUGAUAAAAGUGCUAGUGAUUCUUCAACUGAAUGUAGUGAUAAUAUUCUAGGAGAAAAUCUCACAGAAAAAGUAACGGGUGUUCACACAUCUCCAAAGGGUAUUGUGAGUAGUUCAGGGUUUGUUUUCGGAGAGAACCUCGCCGAGCGUGUGCAAUUCAAGGACCAGGAAUUCUCAGAGAAGAAUGGAGUGUACUCACCUGACUCUACCAACUCUGUGGAGCAGGCCAACUCAGCAGAUGCUGGUAAAACACUGGAGGAGUCAGCCAGGGAGUACCAGCUGACUCAUGGUCGCAAAACAGAGUUACAGAAAGUGGAGGUGGUGACGGGAGAGGAAAACGAGUCCAAUGUUAUACAGACAAAUGGGAAACUGUUUAUAUUUGAUGCUGACAAUCAGAAUUGGAUAGAAAGAGGAGCUGGCUUAAUACGACUCAAUGACAUGAGAUGUGAAUCAUCAAAAUCCUUCCAGUCUAGGUUAUUAAUGCGUACGCAGGGUAGCCUGAGACUUAUCUUAAACACAAAGAUAUGGCCCGGAAUGACGGUGGAUAGAGCCAGUCAGAAGAGUGUACGCAUCACAGGAACCGACGGAGAUGGUGUGCGAAGAGUAUUUCUUAUUAUGACAAAUCCCAAGGAUUCUGACAACCUUCUGCGUGCCCUGGACUGGCGCGUACAACAGUUGCGGGUCCAUGAAGAGAUGCAACCCAGUGCCGGGCUAACAGAGAAACGGAAAGCUGAGCCCGAAUCUCCUACAGACGACUCCAGCUCUAAGAAACUGAAGAAAUCAGUAGAAGAAGACGGUCCUCUGAGAAAUCGUGAAGAAUCUGACAGCAGCGUUGUAGACCCAGAAACUGAAGUGUCUUCUGAAAGUCAAGCAUCGUCCUUCACCCUGCGUACGGACUCCGAAUGAGAGUUGUAGCGUUGAAGCCUAAAGGAACUCUAUCAAUGUGCUUUCAAUAUUUUAGUGCAGUUAAACAUCUCACUAGGCCCUGGAUGUUGUUGAGUAAAUGGGUCAGAAAAUCAAUGCAAUAGGACAAAAUCAAGAACUGUGCUAUGUUUAGAGUCAUGUCUGUAAAAAAAAAUUAGGUGGGAGAAAGUAAACUAACUUGGUAUGUUUUUUUUAGGUUUUUUAAAUAAUUAAAUGUCAUGUGAACAUUAAACAUGAAUAAUUUAGAAAAAGAAGCAUUUAUGUGUUUUCCUUGACACACAAUUUACUUUGUUUUAGCUAUAUUCAUCAAAUAAUUGUUAAGUUACAGAACACUUGGGAGCACAGUGUCUGUGUAUUUCUUUUAAUCUGUGUUAAGUACAAAAUUAGGGACGCAUAAUACCUGUAACAUUUUUUAGACAAAAUGGAUUGCAGUUUCCCCUCUAGAAUGUUUGUCAAACAAACAUAUGGGUAGUCUAUUUAGUUUCUGCCAGAUUGUGAGCAAUAAUGUUUCAAGUUUUCAUAAAAUAUAUUUAUGAUGAAUAAGAAUGCAAAAAUGAAGCAAUCUUCGCUGUAAAAUCCACAUCUUUUGGAUUUGUUUUUGAAAUACACACAAACUAUAGGUUUGUGGUAUAAGUAUUUUGUUUUGUUUUCAGAACUAACAUAAGAAUGUUUUCUAUGCCAUUUUUUUUUACUUUUCUUGUACAUAUGCUGCUCCAUUACCCAUAGAAUAACAUUGUUGUUAACUUGUAUUGUGAGCUGAUUGAAAUGUAUUUAAACAGAUACUGUUAUUUUCCAUAAAAUGUUACUUCCAGUUCAAGAUAACACAUACGGGCCAGACAGCUCAGUUGGUAGAGCGUGGACUACAAAUCAGCUGAUCCCAGCCUAGUAACAACUUUGCUGGGUAUCAGUCAUGUAAUCCUUUCUACGGCCAUUUCCCCUAUCUCUGACUCAAGUAAAGCAGUUGUCAGUCACUGACAUGAGUAUGUGGACUUAAAACUGUUAAACAAGCUUAUCCAGAUAACGUUUGAACUGAAUACUGAAGGAAGUGGUAUAAAUGAAAUAAUGUUGAAAAAGUAAACAAUCCAAAUAAAACAAACAAACAGGUAACAAAUUAAAUAAACCUGGCUCACGUCUUUUAUGAAAACGAUAAUUUUUUGGUUUUCUUAUCCUUUGCUAGUGUUUUCUGUUAUCACAUACAAAUACAAAACAUGCAGAUAAACAAAACAAAUCAGAAUUAUAUGUUAAACAAAUACAGCAUUCUUGAUUCAUGUUUAUUUUGUGUAUUUUUCCUUAUGCAUGUGUUGAAAUGCCCUUCUCAAAUUCAUAAAUGCCAAAAAUGAACAAUCAUUUAUUAAAAAGGCGUGGGUGUA
Molecule: messenger RNA, 2939 nt
Organism: Dreissena polymorpha
Lineage: Eukaryota; Metazoa; Mollusca; Bivalvia; Myida; Dreissenidae
Product: ran-binding protein 3-like
Exons: 15
Coding region: 28-1551 (507 amino acids)
Biological process (GO): protein export from nucleus
Cellular component (GO): nuclear pore; cytoplasm
Molecular function (GO): GTPase activator activity
Source: RefSeq, a predicted model, not a curated record